AUAUCAUAGCUUGUUGAGAGAAAACAUCACAUUGUUAGCUUUGAGAUUAUAUAUAGGUGAUAUAUAUUCAUCAAAAAAUGGAAGCAGGAAAUGGUGGUUUCAUACAAGAAGCUUUGAGGGGUUUUCUGAAGUGUUUAGGGUUAGAGGGUAGUGGAGAAAAAUCUGUUGCUGGCAGUGAAGAGGUUGUAAACAACCCUCCACCGCCGUCGCUACCAAUUGAUUCGGCAGCAUCAACAACUUACGAACCGCUACCCGCUGUAGAGGAUACACCAACCAAUGAUCCGCUCGUUGAUGAUCUACCUUCACCUGUUGAGAGUACUUCAAUGACAAUAACGGACAUUGACACCAAUAUUGGAGCUGAGAGUAAUACUCUUGUUACUAUAGACGAGAUACUAAAUAUGACUGGUGGCACAACCGCGCAAGCCCGUUAUGUUGAGGUACUUGACGAUGGUCAACCUAAAAUUAGCCUCCUUACUACAAGUCUAAUUAGUAGCGGGGGAGGUGGCAAAACACAUUAAGCAAUCAUCGAAAGAAUAAGGAGGGCGUGGAUAUCAGGCACGCAUGAUUGUGGUGGUUAUGUAAUAAUUCGUUUUCACGUAUGUAUAGUGGUCAAUCAAACCGUAUGUGAACAGUUGGAACUAUAAUAAGUUAUUUCCAUGUAUGUAUUCCCUAAGUUUAUAUGUGGUCACUUUUUAUUAUGUACAUAUGAUUUGUUCAUGUGUAUUCUACUUAUUUGGCUUGAACAA
This is a messenger RNA of Helianthus annuus (common sunflower), 746 nucleotides long. RefSeq lists its product as uncharacterized. The transcript has 2 exons. Lineage: Eukaryota; Viridiplantae; Streptophyta; Magnoliopsida; Asterales; Asteraceae. Bases 78 to 518 code for a protein of 146 amino acids. The record is from RefSeq and is a predicted model, not a curated record.